Parus major (Great Tit) is the source of this 8926-nucleotide messenger RNA. RefSeq names its product ras-like protein family member 11A-like. The transcript has 3 exons. The record is from RefSeq and is a predicted model, not a curated record. Lineage: Eukaryota; Metazoa; Chordata; Aves; Passeriformes; Paridae. Gene Ontology annotation, molecular function: GTPase activity; GTP binding. The coding region runs from base 5360 to 6055 and encodes 231 amino acids.
GGAUUGGGAAUGGGACCGGGAUGGGAAUGGGAACGGGGUUGGAUCAGGAUGGGAGCAGGACUGGGAUAAGGAAAGGGAUAGGGAUGGGAACGGGACUGGGAUAGAACGGGGUCAGGAUUUGAGCAGGAUGGGGACCAUGAUCUGGAAUGGGAAUGGGAUUGGGAUGUGGAAGGGGACCGGGAUAGGAAAGAGAUGGGGAUGGGAUCUGUGAUUCCAUGAUCCUGUUGGGCCCCUUCCCACUCAGGAUAUUCCAUGAUUCCCAGGGCUCCAGGAGGAGGCUGGAGGCCCCGCUGGGACGGGCGCUGCGAGGGUCACUGGUGACACUGGGGGAAAGCCCCGUCCCCACAGAGGUCGGGCUGGGAACUGGGGGAUGUCACCAGAACCCCAGCGAGGGACACCACGGCCACCCUAGAGCAUCCUUGGAGGUGCCCAAUGGAACUCUGUGAUUCCCAAGACUCCUUCCAGUGGCUGUGGGCCACUGGGAUUUGGGAUUUGGGAUGGGGUGGGACAGGUGCUGCCCCAGGGAUCCUCUGCUGUUCCACACCACACGCCUGGGGACAAAAAGGCUCUUGGAGAGCUCAGCCCUGCGAGUGGCAGCAGCGUCCAUCGUAAAUCCCAUGGGAGAAGGGGUGGGAAACACUCCUGAGACACCACAGAGCUCGUCCUGCAGUGCACACACCGAGGGCAAACCCAUCUCAGGAGAAACAGCGAGGACUGGGCAGGAAUUUGGGAUGUGGCUGAUCCUGAUCCAGAGCUGUGGAGAGCUCCCAGCCUCUCCUCAUUAACCACGAGCUGCUGGAAGAGCCGGUGAGGGCGAGGGGAGCUCCCUGCUCACAAUCCCAGCAGUGCCAGGGCCUUUUCCACACUCCAGCCCUGACCUUGUGGGAAUAUCUGUGGGGAAGGGUUCAGUUUCCAAAGCAGAAACUUUUUUUUAUGAGGCCAAGAUGUUUCCAUUCUAUUUGAGCUGCUCGCCCGCAGCGAUGUUCCCGUACACACGUUGGACUUCCCACGUCAUCUACUCCAGGCUCCCCAGGGACAGGAUUCAGGAAGACAAAAAACCCCAAUCCUUACAAAAUAUCCCCAAAGUGAAAAGUGCUCCUUACAGGCUUGCCAUGAAUGGCAGUGCUUUAAAAUUAGGGACAGGAAAUGCAGAAAUUGUGGAGUCUGUACAGUGUUUGACCAGACUGAAGUAAGUAUUUAAAUGUUCAUCUCUCUUACAUCCCAAAAUAGAAUCAAAGAUGAUUUAUCACAGCUGUUGCAGCAGAAUCUGAGGACAUUUCCUUGCCCUUUGCCCUCAGGAUCAGAACAACUUGGUGCUGAGUAGAAUUACAGGGCUAAAAUCGUGGUUUUGUCCCCGAAUGUCUUCAGAGGUCACUGCUGGAGCACAGAGAUGCACUUUUGAUUCAUUUAAACUCAGCAAGGUGGAAUUCAGAGCACACAGAGCACACCACGCUCAUUUCUGGUCUUUUCUUAUCUCCUCUUUUGCCUUUCCCAGCUUGGAGGAAUUCAGUCACUGGGAGCAGAAAGGUGGUUCAAAGACAAUUUUUGUUGAGUGCAGUGUGAGAAGUGACCUUUGGGCCCUGAGUUUGCAAUCAAGAGGGGCAGAGAGAGCUGCAGGGAUCAUUUCUUGUUGGCUGGAGUCAAUUCAGGGGUGUGUGCAUGAGCCACCAGCCACAGGUUUGGUCUCAGCAUCUGCCACAGCCCCUGGCAUCUCCCCACAGCCACAUUUCCCAUUUCUGCUCUGAAAAGAACCCUGUUUCUCCUUCCACAUCCCCCUAACAUCGAUAUAUUCUAUGAAAGAUGUGCCAGAAGCAAAUGGGAUGGUUACAAAUGGACUUCUGGAGGAAAAACUUCUGCCAGAGCUAGGCAGAAGGAGAAACAUUUUCCCAACGUGCUGGGGUGUUAGCAAGGUCUCUCUGGCUCUGCUCAUCUCUUACUCCUUUUGUACAAUGCAUGAGGAAUAAUUCCAACCAGUUUUAAAGCAUUCUGACAUCCUCCUGUGACAGGCACUGUGGUCAUGGCAAAUAUUUUUAUUUUUAGCAAGCUUCAUCUCCGAAGAUGUGUAGGAGGGCCAACAACAAUAUAAAUAGAAAAUCAUCUAAAAAACAGAUCCAAAAGCAACACAGAGCAGUAAAUAAAUCUGUAAAAAAUUUGGUGUGGAAAUAACAAUCUCUGUGCACCGUGCAAAGGCACAGAUCUUUGCAUGAGCAGCCCAAGGGUUGGUAAAGUGAAACCUCCAGAACCAGUCAAAUGUUCCCAAAGCCGCUCUCAGUUUUGCAAACAUUCCCCCUUUAAUUCAAGCUCUUGUUUUUCCAAGAGAAUUUGAAUUUUAAACAUGGGUUUCUUAGCUAAAUAUAAGCCCAUUGUGCACAAACAAUGAGUAUCUCCUUUAAAAACAAUUGUUAUUCCACAUAACAUUCCAUGUUAUUCCAGGGUUGUACAGUCUCAAAGAGGGUGAAUCCUGUGUGGCUUCACUCUGUGAAAAGGCUGCUCUGGCAAUCUAGACCAUCAGACAAGGUUUGAAAACCUCUGGGUUUGAUUCUGUAUUUUACUUGAAUCCUUUCAGGAUUAAAGCCUCAGAGUUGAGAGGAGGGAGGAGCUAGAGAGCAGAUUGAGAACUUUGGGAGAAUACAUUGGGUUUUUUUUAUUUGUACUAAAAUCCCUUCUCUCUGCACAGGGAUUCCUGCUCUGCUCGUGGUGGAAGGAGUUUUGGGGAGAAGCACAAGAAGCCUGGGCUGGUGCAGAAGAAAUUCAUGUUGAACAAUAUUAGCAAAGGAACUCGCACUCCACUGGUCUGCUUCCAGCACGCAGCCUAAAACUGCUUUCACAUUUGUUUUAAGCAACCAGAAGCCCUCAGAGCUGCCAAAAGCAGCAGUUGAACAUUUCCUCCAGCACUGCUGUCUCAUUCCUGCCCCCACACAUCCCCUCUCCUGUGUCAGCAGCAGAUCCAGCCCUGCAAGGCCAUGGAAAAGCUUCCCCACCCCUCCUCAGCCAGCAGCUGCUCCGUGCUCGUGCCUGGGACUCCUGAUUUGAGAGUGCCACAUCCAAGCUCAGCAUCAUUUGAGCACAGUUUGCAUUCUUUUGGUCUGCCUCACGUUCAUCCACACCAAAGCUCACUCUCCACCUGCCUCUGGUUCCCUUUUGUGUUCCUCAGCACCACAUUUGGUUACCCAAAACGAAUUUUUAUUAUAUUUUUUUUUUCUUUUCAGUUGAGUGUGCCUCUCUCUUGGAACAAGCCAGCAGAGCUGUUUUCUUCUAGGAAUGUCUUUGCUCAGAUAGAAUAUUCUUCAUGAUCUGUCUCAGCUUAUCUGGCUUUUUUUUUUUCCCUGGGCUGGAGAUCUUCUGGCCACCUAGAAGCUGACAGAUCUAUGACUGGUUUUGGAGGAGGACUAUUGUGAUGAAUGUUUUUAUAUUACUCACUAACAUAUGCUUUUAAUAGCAAAUGGUAACAAAGGUUCCAGCACUCAGAGAGGCAGACAGUGACUUACUGCUGCUAACUAAUCCCAAAUUUAUCACUGUCCAGCUCCAUAACACAUUUCAAAGUGCUGAUCUAUUAAUCGACCACAAGAUUUUGAGCUUUUUUUUUUAAUAUUCCUCACCCUCUCGUUUUGCCUCUUCUUACAAAACCUGUGGGAGAUUAAAGCACCCUGGUAAUGAAAUUUCCUGGAUUUUUUUUUUUUUUUGUUUGUUUGUUUGUUUUGUUUUGGGGUUGUUUUUUUUUCAGUGUUUGGGGUUUUGCAAAAAUCUGGAAGCAAAUUUACACUGGAUGAUUUGCAAACCAUUCUCACAGGAGCCAUAUCCCAAAAGACACGAGAUCCAGCAGCUCUCUCCCAGUUCCUUGAGCUGCAUCAGCCUCCAGACAUUUUUUCCUCCUCUUCAUCAGCUGCCAGGAUGGUCAAAGGAAUAAAUCUGGGGGAGCUUGCAGAGCCUCAUCACAAACACUGCUGCACAACGAGGUUUUAGAGGGGAAAUAGAACCUUGGAAAAGCCACAUGUCCAUAAAUCUUGGGAUUCUUGUGCUGAUUUCACUGCACUGCUGUGUCCCAAAGCUGGAUAUUCCUCAGGGCAGUUCACACUCAGCACAGGCUGCUGUGGAAGCUGGGAUUGGUGCUUUGGGAAGGGCUCCAGGUGCUUUUGGGAGUGAUCUGGAAUUCUGAGCUAAUUUCCCAUGUCCUGGGAGCCCAGCCUGGCUCUGGGCAGGGCUCAGGUGUGUGCUGAGGGUCACAGCAGGGCUGGCAGAGCAGCUGGGCACAGCUUGGUGGCUGCAGCCUCUCCAGAGUGAGCCAAACCCACCUCGUUCCUGCAGAAAAAACUCUCCAUGAGCUCUGGGGGGAUUAUCUUGCUCUCCAUUCCCAUCCACAUCUCCCACACAGCCUGACAGAAUCCUCAUCCCAGCCUUGCCUCUGCUCCCUUCCCAGAAGUUUUCCAAAGACGACUGCUCCGACUGCGUUAUUUUUUUUUAGUUUAAUUUCCAUCUGUUUCGUAUUAUUUGCAGUUCUGCUUUAUCUGGGUCACUCCCUCCGCAGUGUUUUUCCCUUCCUGUUAUCCCAGAGAGCUGAUUGUAGCCAGUGUUCAGCUCCAGGCUGUCCUAAAACCCCACGGAGAUUUCCUAGAGAUGCCGUUCUCUCUUCCAUUCCCUCUGAAAGACACCCGCUCCUUCCUCAGCUUCCCAGCUCUGUCACCAGCCCGAAAUUCCCUUCCCCGUGUUUGGAGUGUCCCACCCCGGUGCUGCCUUUGAGGCUCACAUCACACGGAUCAAAUGUAUCCCGGAGGAUUCCAGCUGGGAUUUUGGAAUAUCCGACAGCUGCCUGGAAACUCCGAGCGGGGAGGGGGAUGGAAAGGUGUUUGUUCUCCCGAAGAGCAGGGUGCCAGCAGCACACAAUGACCCAGGGAGAACAAGGGAGCGAGGAGCCGUGGAGAAGGAGAAGGAAUGGACAGGCAGAACCGGAUUAUUCAAAUCGGAAUUAGAGCCGAGCAUGGGGGUGAAUGUAGGGCGCUGAAAGCUCUCCCGUGACGGCUGUAAACCCCCAAAUGAGGUUUUUUAGCACAUAAAGCAGCCGUGGGGAGGGAUGGGGAUGCUCUGUGCCCGGCUGCAGGAAUGUCCCGCUGCCCUCGUGAUUGGCUGCGGGAUGCUGGAGUCAGCUUUCACGGGGGCUGAUCAAAACUUCCCUUCGGCUCUCCAAAGUCGCUGUCUGAGCAGAGGAAUCGGCUGGAGGAGGCCGGGCGCUCUCGCAUUCCUCGGGAAAACGUCUUCAGUGGGAUGAGAGAGCUUCUCGCUGCGAGGAAAGGCAGCCGGGAGCAGGCGCCGGGGAGCCGCGCUGCUGCUUUUCCCCCGCAGAUCGGCUCGGAUCCCUCCUGGCAUGCUCCUCAUCCCUGAGGAUACCAUGUCUCAGUAUUCCACCAACUUCCUGCUGCUGCCCAUCCCGGAGUACCCCGCGCUGGACUGUGCGCCCAACAAAAUCAUCAAACUGGUGGUGCUGGGCGGCAGCAGCGUGGGCAAGACAGGUGCUUUGUACUCCAGGAAGUUCACCAUAGAUGGGGAGCAGAUCUCUCUGCAGGUGCAGGAUACUCCCUUUGUCUCACUGGAGGACGACACGGACAGCAUCUGCUGCCAGGAGCAGAUAAACCGCUCGAUCUACUGGGCCGACGGCUUCGUGUUUGUGUAUUCCAUCACGGACUACGAGAGCUUCCGCCUGCUGCGGCCGCUGCACCAGCACAUCCGCAGGAUCCACCCCAACGCCAACAUCCCCCUGCUGCUCAUGGCCAACAAGGGCGACCUGCUGAGGGCCAGGCAGGUGUCCUCCAAGGAAGGGCUGCAGCUGGCCACGGAGCUGGGCGGGACGUACUGCGAGGUGUCGGCGCGGGAGAACUGCGAGGGCGUGCGUGAGGCUUUCCAGCAGCUGUGCCAGGAGCUCAGCAGGAGCAGCAGCAGCUGCAACGGGGAGAAGAGGAGAGGUCUCCACCUCGUCCGGCCCAAGUCGCCCAACAUGCAGGACUUGAAGAGGCGUUUGAAGCAGGCUCUGACUUCCAAAGGCAAAUCCGCCACCACGCUCUGAUGAGGCCGCCCAGGAAUUGUGUUCCGGAGCCCUGGAUAUAAAAAAGGCAACGAGCUGGGGAAAAGGGGCAUCAAUUCAGCCCAUCAGGUUGUGUGAGAGGCUCUUUCGUUUGGUCUUCACAUCUUUCUCAAAAGGCCCCUGCUCGUUCAGCAAAGGAACUCGCAGAAUUUGCUCUCUGGGGCUGGUAUUUUGAAACCGUGGUUUAAAAAAAAGAGGUCGUUCCAAAUUGUUUCUUUCUUUUAUAUUCUUUUUUUCCUUUUUCUUUUUUUUUUUUGGAAAGGGGUGCAGUCGAAUAUCUUGGUGUUAAAAAGUGGGUUUUGUUAAUGAGAAUUGUGAAAUCUUACUUUUGAGAGAUGUGACUUCCCUUGGGAAUGGUUGUGUUCCCAAACACAGGCAGCGAACUACAGCAGGACAUGAGGAGAGCAAUGGGAGCAAGAAAAAUGGACCAGAUCUGCUUCAUUGCAAGACUGGGAAAUAAAUGAAUUAAUUCAUUUACAUGAAGAGCAUAAAUAGUGAAAAGUAUUCAUUCAAAGAAAGAGUUCUGAGCAGUGGGGAGAGAUUUGUUCAUAUGCAAACUUAAGCCUUACAGUGUCUCUUUAAAGGGAGAUUUUUUUAAAAAUAAAUCACUAUUUUUUCAGAUUAUUUUUGUUUAAAAGCACAGUGACUGCUUCUGAAAGUGAUUAUUUGGUUAAAAUACAAACUUGUGGCAGCAUUUUUUAGUCAGUUUCUCCAUGGCAUUUCUCAUUUUUCUGAAGGUUGGGAAAAGGGAAAAAUAGAUCAGAGUGGUUUAAAACCCACCAAAAAAUGGAAUGCACUUAUCAAGAGCAAGGAGGUCACCUAAAACUCAUAAUUUUUUUUCCUAAACCAGUUAGACUUCAAGUUCAAAAUGCUUUUAAAGAAACAAAGCCUUCACACGAAGCACAUUUACAUCGUUACUUUGUUUGGGAUUUGUUUUUAAGAAGAAAAGUUUUUUACGGUGCCUGAAAUUUUUGGCUUUGGGAACGCAUUAUUUUGUUGUUUGAGUUCAAUCCAGGCUUCCCUGAACAGCUCCCAGAGCAUCCCAGCCUGUCAGGACAUAUCCCAGUGGCAGCGUCUGGUUGUGCCUCAGCACGUCCCAGGAUUUGGGGCUGUAUCCCAUAAAGUGAUUUAUGGAACCAGUAACGACAGCACGGAGCUCCCAGAGCUCUGCUCUCAGUGAGGGUGGGCUUGGACCGUGACAAAUCCAUGAUGCACCAACCUCUUCUUCAAGCAGGGCAGAUGAGAAAUUCAGGGACCAUGAAAGGAAGUCAAGCUCAGUGAUUUAUACUCAGGGACACUGGAGGGAAACCCAAGUUUGAUGGAUAUGGAAGAACACUCCCAGCUGCAGUUUCAUCUGAGCUAAAUCAACCUUUUCCUCAUUAGGAGCGGCAAAAAUGGAGUUUGAUGAGUAUUUGUAUGGCUCAGGGCUUUAAAAUGUACUUUGAAUUUUUCAUUUGCCUAUAUUGGACAGCUCUAGCCAUGAUUUUAUCACCUGGAUUUGCCUUAUCUCCAGCUCACUUUCUGUUUUAUUUAUUGUUUUCCACAGCUGCUCAUCUGAGAAUGUCUUGUGUUCUGAUUCAUUUAAGUCUUUCAUUCCCACAAAUGACCUGCACCUGUUUUUAAAUUCAGUUUCAAGUGGGAUUAGGAGGGGAAAAGUUGCAUCAUCCAGAAAGGGACUCAAAUGAUAACAGGGAAUUUUUACUUUGGCUUAUGAUUAAUUAACAAUUUGUUGUUUGAGCAGUGUCAUUAAUCAUCCUGGGCACUUUGGUAUUUAUGGCAGAGAAUUUCAACGUUUUAAAUUAAUAAUAGCACAGCUCAAAUAUUGAACAUGAAGAUUCAAUAGCUCAAAUAUUGAAUCUAGGCUCAAAUAUUGAGUCUCAAGAUUCAAUCACAUGGAAUAGAGCAGUUUGCAAGACACACAGAAACUGAAGUAUUUUUGUAUUGGAAAAAUGAUCACCAGUUUUGAAUAGCAAUUAACAAUUUUGCCACUCCAGUACUGUAUAACAAGGGCUAAAUCUGCUGCAGACAAUUUGCUGACAUUGGUUUUCAUGAAAGCCUAAGAGAAUUUGUGCUCCAGCUUGGAAGAUUUGUUUGCAACUUCCUUCUGCUCAAAUCCUUUCUGAUUUGGGAAGAAAUGUCACCAAAAUUCAGUUGUUUAGUUUUGUUAGUGAUUAAUAAAAACAUGCAAGGUCUUCCCUGAGCAGUGAAUAAAAUGGCUCCUUUAUGUGUCACAUAUUUAAGUAUUCAUUAUUUACACUAAAAUCUAUUGUUUUCCCGUCUUACAACCUAAAACAAUCUGCUUUGGAAAUAUUCCUUAUGCAAAUAAGUAUUCCCACAUUCCUGUGGGGGGAAAAAAAGGAAAUCUACAUUUUGGCUAAAACCAAAAAAAGAUUGAAACAUUUAAGUCUCCUCUUAGGUAUUAACAUGUGGCAAACAUUUAUUCUGCUACAGAAACUUUAGCAUUUCCUUUGUUCAUUGACCAGGAGUACAAAUACUGGUUUUAAGCCAGGACUAACCAUCUACAGAAGGCAAUAAAGCUCAGUAUUUUUAUUUGGGGUGCAGCAGUUGAGCCCCAGGACAUCUCACUGUGCCCCAGAGGCAAGGCUGAAUGGCUGCACAAGAAGCAGGGAGAAAAGAAUGCUAUAGAAUUAAGUGUCUAAAAAUAAUCCUGUACGAGAUCAAAGUUUAGUCAUGUAGAACCUGAUCCUGAAUUAGAAACUUCAGGCUGCCAGGGGAAAACAUGUAUUCUACUGAAGGUUUAAAAUUAACCCUCUAGAGAGAAAGUACUGCCAUAAAGUCAAGAGGAGAGAGGGGAAAAAAAAAAAAAUUUGAAAGUGUGGGGUGAUUUUUGGA